CAUUACCUAGUACAUCUGUCACAUAGGGAACAUACCACUAUUGAAGCUUACUGUUUAUUUUACUGCUGUGCCUCUUACCAUGGAGAGCCAAGUAGUGAACUAUCUUGUUGUUUUUGCCGGUCUUGUUGCUAUCAAAGGAUUUGUCGUCAUAAAGUCAGGUUAUGCAGACAAUCAAUUCCACGAUAAAGAUGAUCUAUACCUCAAGGACUGGCAAAAUGCGGGGAACGAACUCGACAUAGCGGAAUGGCUGGAGAACAAUGACAUGUCCCAUUACGACGUUCGUUCGAAUGAGACAGGAGCCUUUAACGGCUCUGCCUUUGGCAACUGGAAUCGAUUCGGAUACUCUUUGUGGGAAGUUGUUGGCAAUAAUGCCAGCGUUUCUGCGUAUACCAUUGAGAAGUUCAAUGUUACAUCAGAUAACAUUACUCUUAUAGUUCCAACAUACUACAACGUACAAUUUACCGGAAACAAGAAAAUGGCACAGUGGACAAAGAAAAUAAACAGUAAGGUAUUACUGAUGAACGCUACUCUCAUCACGUUGUCCAGUACCGACGGAUCUGGAAAGGGUCAACUGGAAUUCAAAUCCAGCGAAAGCGGUAAGAUGAGUGAGAACGAAACCCUCCACACCACACAAAAGGACAGUGGCCGGUCCACCACUUGGCACGUCCAAAGGAAUGGCGUCAUCAACAGCUACGACAAAUACACCAAUUUCAUUCUCUUUGAGGAAGGCGGAAGUGAAAAUCAGGACAGCACUGAGGAAGCAACGCCUUCUUACAAGACCUCUUCCGUCUUAUAUAGAUUGUUAGAGGAGAUAUUCCAGUGGUCUAAACUGCCUUCUAAUUGGAGUGCCAAAGUUACGGGUUAUAUCAUGGGAAAAGAUAACGUGAAAAGAUUUAAAACAUCAAGUGAAGCACAUUAUGACUUUCCAUCUCAGCCUUUUGCCUUGUCUAGGAAUUCCAGCGGCUACAUUUGGAAUAAUAUUCACUCGCUCAGUACAACAAUGCCUGAAAAUUUCAAUAAGAUUUUAGUAGAAUUUCUUGAAUUCUUAUUCUGAAUAGAGAAUUAAACGCUCGAUUAAAGAUUUUAUUCCUGGUUUGUCAUCCCUUUAUGAAUAUAUAACUGUUAUUUAUUGAAAAAUGUUUCUUGCGUCCAGAUUUAACAAAAUCUGGACCAAUUGCGAUGAAGUUCGUCGCUUUCACGUAAAGGAAGUUGAAUUCUUCCCUGCAAUUACUUGUCUAUGACAAGUUGCUAACCCUUAUACAAAUAUAUUUAGUAAAUUACUAGGCAUUCUUUCAGCACAAAACCUCUUACACUGAAUGGCACCGUCUAAUUAGAUCUUUGAUGGCAUUACUUGUGAGGUAUUUGCCCAAUGGAUAACUUAUAUUAAUGAUAAUCAACAGGUACGAAAAUGUAAGAAACCUACAUAAUGGAAAGGAUCAUCACCAGCACAUCAUGAACCCUGCUGUGAGUUAAGCUACCCAUUAUUAAAGACGACGAAAGAAAAAAUUAUAAAUUCACACCUUAAUGCAUCAACUAUAACACAAGUUUAACGAGAGACGUAUUUUAAUUUCUUCCAAUCUUCAACAGUCUCAUACACCUACACCUAAGAAUCAUUAGUAGUAUGUCGAUCCCCUAAGAACAAAGGAUCACUAGCCUCUUGUAUGGAAUUAUCUCUGUACUUAACGGUUUUAAUACCUUAAAAAGCAGAAACAAUUUUCAUAUUUCAUUUUUUAAGGCUAAAAUAAAUAAAAUAAAAUUCA
This is a messenger RNA of Macrobrachium nipponense, 1760 nucleotides long. RefSeq lists its product as uncharacterized. The record is from RefSeq and is a predicted model, not a curated record. The coding region runs from base 80 to 1054 and encodes 324 amino acids. The transcript has 3 exons. NCBI's taxonomy places the organism in Eukaryota, Metazoa, Arthropoda, Malacostraca, Decapoda, Palaemonidae.